Prunus dulcis (almond) is the source of this 576-nucleotide messenger RNA. RefSeq lists its product as uncharacterized. The transcript is spliced from 2 exons. Bases 1 to 576 code for a protein of 191 amino acids. NCBI's taxonomy places the organism in Eukaryota, Viridiplantae, Streptophyta, Magnoliopsida, Rosales, Rosaceae. The record is from RefSeq and is a predicted model, not a curated record.
AUGCCACAUAACGACCCCCUUGUCAUCAGCAUUCAAAUCGCUCAGGCCAUGAUCAACCGAAUCCACGCAGACGAGGGCAGCGCAGCCUAUAUCCUACAACUGGCAGUCAUCCAAUAUAUGGGCUUGGAGACAAAGAUCAACAAAUUAGCCAAAUCUCUGACUGGCUUUAAUGGUGCAACAACGGUUAUCGUGGGCACGAUAGACCUCGAUGUCUUGUCCCCACCUGUAAUCAGCUCGCAAACAUUCAGGGUCAUUAAUGAGGUCUCACCCUACAACGCCAUCCUAUGCAGACCAUGGAUUGGCAAGAUCAACGCCAUCACCUCUGCCACAGAUCAGAAAAUUUGGUACCCAAUUCCUAGGGGCGGUGUCAGCCAAAUCAAUAGCGAUCAAGCAAUGCAAUCAAAGCAUCAGGACCAAGCCGAGGAAAUCCGUCCAGAGGUUUUUCCUGAAGAAGGAUGGAAACCCGAGGAGGAUGUCGAGUUAAUACCCUUGGAUCCUGACCAGCCAGACAGGAAAGCGUGGAUCAGCUCGCGCUUAAGCCCAGAGGAGAAGGUGGAGCUUACCACAUUCCUCUAG